ACAGCUUAUAAGUACACAGCUCACAUUAUUAGAAGCACCAUGCAAAACUUUUUCUAUCGCUCGUUUCACUGGCGUAAGUAUCACACACAUGGGUCUACUGGUCUCUACGCAAGGCAAAAUUAAACAAGCCCGUAUCCUGAUUCUUGGCUUGGAUGCAGCAGGAAAAUCAACUGUGCUGUACAAGUUCAAGUUUAAAGAUUCUUUUUCAACGACCCCUACAGUAGGUUUCAACGUGGAGAUGAUCCACAGCGAGAGACAUUUGCAACUAACCAUGUGGGAUGUUGGAGGACAGCAGAAAAUGAGAGCUUUCUGGUGCCACUACUUUGAGAACACAGAUGGACUUGUGUAUGUUGUGGACAGCAAUGACAAGCAACAUAUGGAUGAAUCAAAGAAAGAAUUUCAAUCCAUCCUUCAGCACGAGUUAAUAAAAAACGUUCCAGUGGUUGUAUUGGCGAACAAGCAGGAUUUGCCAGGUGCACUGAAUGCUGAAGAGAUAACUCGGAAAUUUAAUAUGAAGAAGCAUUGUUCUGAUAGAGACUGGUAUGUGCAGCCGUGCUGUGCCAUCACAGGUCAAGGGCUGGCAGAAGGACUUAACAAAGUGACAGAAUUUGUCAAAAACUGCAUGAAGUCAAAAGAAGAAAACCUAGUGCUUUCCAAACAGAAUGUAAGACUCAAAAUGUCCCGUAAAAUGUGA
Molecule: messenger RNA, 694 nt
Organism: Pelobates cultripes (western spadefoot toad)
Lineage: Eukaryota; Metazoa; Chordata; Amphibia; Anura; Pelobatidae
Source: the annotation of a GenBank genome assembly